GGCAAAUACAGAUGAGGCACCGGGCAAUGGGCAGAGGCAUCUUCCUAAAAUUCGUCAUCGGUAAGGGUACCUUUAUAUCUUCCUGGAUGCCCAAAAUGCAGGCGCACCAUCAGUAAUUACAGGCUUACAACUUAUCGUCACCUAAGCCCUCCGCCUACCCCUCCUUCCUCAACACCGACUAAGGUACCCUCUUACCUUUUAAGUGCCUAAACGUCCCACACAUCAUGCCGGCACCCGUGCCCAUCGAGCCGGAAGCCUUCCUCAACGGCACGACAGACCCCGAGACAGACAGCACCAUCGCCACAAGGGCUCACUACGCACCUCCAUGGGCCGAUGUCAGCAUCAUUGGCAUCGCCGGUAGUUCUGGUUCGGGCAAGUCGACAUUGUCCCAAGCCAUCGUGAACAAGCUCAACCUGCCGUGGGUUGUUAUUCUGUCCAUCGAUUCGUUCUACAAGAGCCUAGAUGCGGAGUCGUCAAAGAAGGCGUUCCGGAACGAGUACGACUUUGACGCGCCAGACGCCAUAGAUUUCGAUGCCCUCGUAGAGCGCCUGCAGGAUCUUAAAGCCGGGAAACGUGCCGAGAUCCCGGUAUAUUCCUUUGAGAAGCAUGCCCGUCUGGACCGGACAAUGUCCAUAUACUCGCCGCAUGUCCUCAUCGUCGAGGGUAUAUUUGCUCUUUACGAUCCCAGAGUCCUCAGCUUGAUGGACAUGAAGAUCUUCUGCGAGGCCGAUGCAGACACGUGCCUCUCAAGAAGGAUACUGCGCGACCAAAAAGAGCGUGGUCGCGACAUCCACGGCAUUAUCAAACAAUGGUUUACCUUUGUGAAGCCAAAUUUUGAAAAGUACGUCAACCCUCAACGAAAUGUCGCCGACAUCAUCGUGCCUCGAGGAGUCGAGAACCAGGUUGCAAUGACCAUGGUGGUCCAGUUUAUUCAGCAGAAGCUGCUCGAGAAAUCGGCACGCCACCGCGCAGCACUCACGCGUCUGGAAAUCGGGGCACAGUCCGAGCCGCUUUCGUCUAAGGUUGUCGUCGCGAAGCAGACCACACAGAUGCGCGGCAUGAACACCAUCAUCCACGACAUCGACACUUCGAGUGAAGACUUCAUCUUUUACUUUGACCGCCUCGCCGCGCUAUUGGUCGAGCAGGCGCUGAACAACAUCCCCUUCCUCUCAUCUGACAUCACCACGCCACAAGGUCUCACCUACCUCGGGCUGCGCCCCAAGGGCGAGGUCUCCGCCGUCAUCGUCCUCCGCGGCGGCGCGGCGCUCGAAGCGGGCCUUCACCGAUGCAUAACCGACUGCAAAACCGGGCGGAUGCUCAUCCAGAGCAACAUUCGGACGGGCGAGCCCGAGCUACACUACCUGGUUCUGCCCCCGGACAUCGACCAGCACGAGGCGGUUCUACUCCUGGACGCGCAGAUGAGCAGUGGUGGGUCGGCCCUGAUGGCGGUGCAAGUGCUCAUUGACCACGGCGUCAAGGCGGAGAGGAUCGUCUUGGUGACAUACAGCGCCGGACGCAUAGGCCUGCAUAGGUUGACGAAGGUCUUCCCUGGGAUCACGGCCGUAAUCGGCCAGAUCGUGCAGGAUAUUGAAGAGAGAUGGGUGGAGAAGAGGUAUUUCCGGUGCUAGAAGGCUGUCAGUCACUCGGAGGCGUUGGGAGUGUUCACGGUAGGUCGGCGGUUGCAUAGCCUGGCGUUCUCAGUUGAUCCACCUAUAGUGCGCAGAAGGACCUGAAGAUAUUCCGAGCCCCCAGGGCACACUGCG
Molecule: messenger RNA, 1763 nt
Organism: Chaetomium strumarium
Lineage: Eukaryota; Fungi; Ascomycota; Sordariomycetes; Sordariales; Chaetomiaceae
Product: uridine kinase family-domain-containing protein
Exons: 9
Coding region: 225-1628 (467 amino acids)
Biological process (GO): pyrimidine-containing compound salvage
Cellular component (GO): cytoplasm
Molecular function (GO): ATP binding; uridine kinase activity; ATP hydrolysis activity
Source: RefSeq, a predicted model, not a curated record